Cylindrotheca closterium is the source of this 828-nucleotide messenger RNA. NCBI's taxonomy places the organism in Eukaryota, Bacillariophyta, Bacillariophyceae, Bacillariales, Bacillariaceae. The record is from the annotation of a GenBank genome assembly.
AUGGGAAUAUUCAAACGCAAAUCUGUUAUUAUUGAAGAAGCCUCCUUAUCUUGGGACAAUGAAUCCACUCGAAAGCAAGCCCUCGUCCUGGGUGUCAUGAUUGCCGCCAUUCUUAUAUUGAGAUUGGCCAGUGAAAGACGCCUCAAAAUGUUGAGUGGAGAACAUACCCUAAAAAUGGCUGCCUUGAACGAUGCUGUCUUGUUUCAAGAAGUCUUCUUGGCCUACUUGAAUGCUGCCUUGUUGGAGCCAAUUUUGGCCAUUGGGGGGAUGGAAGAAGUCAAGGGCGGCGAGUUUGCCAUUAACGCCUUGAGUGCGGCAGCUAUUUGUUGGUGGAUUUGGCUUUUGACGGAUGCCUUCGAUUUCACCGACGUGGUGCAAUUCUUUACCUAUCAUGGGGAUUUUCGGGAACAAGUGGAAACCGAUCCCAAGAAAUAUUUCUUUUUGAAAUUCAGCAAGACCAAAGAGGACGCCCGAUCGGAACGCAAAUCUUUGGUGGGAACUCUGACCAAGGAUGUGGCACUUUGGUUCAUGUUGGUCUGCAUUGCGGCUGCUUGGUUGCCAGGAAUUGCCGUGACCCAUCGUGAUGCCAUUCAUGCGUAUGCCGUGGUAGUCUUGUGGGCGAUUAUGCACCAUGUUGCACGAAAGGCUACCGCUUGGAGUGCUGGAUACUUUUUCACCUUUUUGUUUCCCUCCACAGCAUUGAUGCCAUUGGAAUACUGUUUGCCACUCAUGGAUGUAGCGGAUGUGGUAGAAGACGUGGAGUGGUUGGUUUCCUACAGAAAAUUUGUCCACGAUCGAACGGGGGUAGAUCUCAUUAUUGAGACAUAA